GAAUUUAAAAAAAAAUUGACACUUUCGUUUUUGAAAAAUAUAAAAUCAAAAUAUCGGGCAUUGCAUUGGUUUUUUGGACGUCCAGUGAAUUAGUGAAAAUUAAAUAACAUUAAGUGAAACUAAAAAGUGCGUUUGGCACUAUGACACACAUCAUGGAUAUAAAUGAAGGCACAGUUACAGAUGACUUGUGGACUCCAUACAAGGAGCUGGUCUCAGUAGUGGAGGGCUAUUUAGCUCACGAGGGUGGAGGAGCACCUUAUGCUGUUCACACAUUUGAGUCCGUAUUAAGAAGACACAAGCAAACAUUUUUGUCUUUGCUUAAAAAUCCUGCGAAAAAUGCCACAAGCAGAGAUGAGAUCAAACGUGGCAUCACAGAAGGAGUCACCUUGCCUAGUGUGGGCAGAACACUCCUUUCCAAAGAACUGGUUGAUGAAGCUAUUAUUAUAUCAGAUAUGUACAAUGUGAAUGAGUACUUGGCGUUGGAGUUGUUGCAUACUGCACAGCGGCAGGCUCCCCGUAACCCCGGCCUGCCCAGAGGACUGAUAGCUGUGAUGCUUUAUUAUGACGGCCGCAGAGCUCUUGUGCAGGCCCUAAAGGAACUCUUCAUGGCUAGGGACGGAGUGUGCUGGUCGAUCAGCGCGCGCGAGGAGAUAGUGUCGUACGUGUCGCGGUACGUGCAGCAGCUGGUGGCGGACGGCGUGGUGGAGGGGGUGCUGGACGCGCUGCGGCAACUCACGCUGGAGGGGGAGCUCGACCUGCUGCAGCGGAACCGCGCGCUGCCGCCGCCCGCGCACCACGCGCGCCUCAGGGACUGCAUCGACAACACCAGAAAAUUGCUAGCCGGCGUAAUUUUCGCUGCAUCAGCGCAACGUGGUCUUCACAGAGGUCUCAUCAGGUUAAUAAAUGAGCAAACCACAUCUCCGUCAUUAGGACCAACUGGCGCUCUAGAUGAGGUCUCCUUAGCACUACAGAUGGCGCUACUGUAUGCGUUAGAUUUGUCGGUGUUGCACAGACGUGAAGACGGCGAGGAAUUGGCGAAAAUGUUGCCCCUGAUAGAGGACCCUGAGCUGAUACCCAUGCUAGUGGAGAAACUGUCGCCCGCGUCUCAAGGCGGUGCUGAAAUUGACCCCGCCUCCGGUACUGGCGCUGGUUCCGGUGCCCGGGCGCUGUGCCAGCUGUCCCUGGGUCUGGCGCUGGCGGCGCUGAAGCGAGGCCCGCAGUCCCUGGCGCGACACCACCUCAAGAUGGAGCUGCUGGAGCACGACGAGCUGCUGGUGGACGCCGCCAUCGACGGGAAGGUAUUCGAGUAUUUGGACGAGGCGAUCCUAUCGACAGAUUACGUGUGGAAGGAGGAAUACUACCAGCGCCGCAUACACACGCUCAUCACUGAUUUCAUUGUGCUCAUGCAUUCCAAGCUCAUGGAGAUGAGGGUUAAGGCCGACGAAGCGGCGCGGACCCUCCAGAUGUACAUGGCGGAGGGUCUAGCGCCCCCCGCGGGCGCCGGCGCCAGUCGCACGCGGCUCGACGCGUUACUGCGGUGCGUGGAGCGCCUGUACCGCCGCGACCCGCUCGGGCUGCGGCACGACUACUGGCUCGCGUGCCACGCGCCCCUCAAGCACUGCCCCGCGCACUCGCGCGAGUACAGAUCCGGCGGUCGCGCCGCCACUCUAUACAAGUUCGUCCGUCUGUCCGGCGAGUUGGUUUCUGCCACGUUACUGCCCGCGUACUUGCGGGCGCUGGCCAGCUUAGCGGUGCCGCGACAUACGUGGGCUUUACUAGCGAGACGAGACGCAUUAUCUGCACAUCAUCUUCUAACUGCCUUACAACGAUACCAUACGAACCUCCGCGCGGACCCUCAACCGUUCUCGGAUCAUCAACAUUCGUCUCUGGGCGCGUCGGCCAUAAUAACUCCGGCCGCCCGCCCUGGGAAACUGCUUGUGAGACAAGAAGAGGUGGAAGCAAUGAUAGCCGCAUUGAAACUGAUCGCGUCAGUGGCGAAACAGGACGAGGCCGCCUGCGCUAACAUCUGCGAGAACUUGCAGUGGGACGCUGUCAAUGUCAUGUUUGGUCUGGUGUGCUGUCACGUGCCCAUCCAGCUGAAGGCGGAGCUGCUGACGACGCUGGGGGCUCUAGGGGGCACCACCGCCACCGCCGGCCGCGUGUGGGCCGCGCUCGAGGCCGCGCGCCUGGUGACCGCCAACGACGACAAGCGGGCGCUCACCGCCGACCUCAACGAGGUGGAAUGCCGCAUGGAAGACUACCCGCUGUCGCGCGCGUUCGUGUCGCUUCUGAUAUCGCUGGUGACCGCAGGCCCGGUGCCUCGAGCCCUGGGGGCGGGCACCAGGGCUCCGGGGCUGGAGCCCUAUUUACACCACGUACUACAUCGCCUCGCUCUACCAGCGCCACAUCGGCCCCACGCCCGCCCCGCCGCUAGAUGGCAGAUGCUGUCCCUCUGCUUCCGCCUUUUCGCUCUAUGGCUGGAGCAAUACGAACCGUCACCGUCCGAUUUCCCGCCGCCGGGUCGAGAGCCGGAUGUGAACCCGCCGCCUGGCUUCCGGCUGCUGCUACUGGUGCAUUCCAAGUCAGAAUUACUGAGACUACUGCUCAACUCGGUAGACGACGCUUUCGAUAUACUCGACCGACAACUGCUCGUUCAGGGAAAGGAAUUUGUAGAAGAAAGCCUGGUGAGCGUGCUGCAGAUCUUAGAGCGAAGUCUGGCGUUGGAACGGGCGCUCGUAGCCGCUGCCAACGAGGCGGGCCGCGGCGUACUCAUCAUUGGACUUUCAAAGCUCAUACUGGCGAAUUCUAGCGAGACGGGCAGCGGAGCGACCGGCGGCAACUCGUCGUGGUGGGGCGACGACCGCGUAGUACGGUGGUGCCGGGUGGUCCGCCUCGGGGGAGAGAUAUCCGCGCGCGCCACUCAACUGCUGGCGCGCGCGCUGCAAGCGCCCCACGCCGCCACACACCUGGUGUGUGCGCUGGCGCACCGGCACGCGCUCGCCGCGGACAUCAGACAUGGGUUCGUGGAAUGCCUGGAGGCCGAGGAGUGGGGUCCUCAGGCCGAUGUGGUCCGGCAGACCAAGGAGGGUAUCCUGUUGCUGCUGCACCAAGCACUGCCCACAGCGUCGCCCAACCUCGCGCACUAUCUGCUGGGCUACCAGCCCCUGGAGGAUGUAAGCAAGAGCGCGUUGAACGAGCCCGGCGCGGGCGGGUCCCCUCGCACGUGUCUCCACUCCAUACUUGACAUUCUGGACCAACACAUCGCCGGACAGAGCGCUUCUGAUAGGGAAGCGACAAACCUUGUGGAAAGUUGCUACAGAUUGGUUUACUGGCUGUGCGCGCGGCCUAACACUUCGGCGCCGGUGCUGCGGUAUUUACGCACCAGGGAUUACUUCCUCUCACGCCAUAUAAAGGCUACCAUCAAUCUAGAGACGGCGGGUGCGGUGACGCUGUCCGCUCGCUCCUGGCUCCUCCGGGCCUGCGCUUGUGAGGCCGGCGCUGCUGCCGCCGCCCGCCACCACGCCGCCCUCGCCACGCUGCUGGCCGCCCUCACCCGCCCGCCCCACCCGCACCAACACGCGCAAGAAUGGGAAUGGUGCUUACUACGUCGCACUCUAGAAGGGCUCCCCGUAAGCGUGGAGGCGGCACAAGAACCUCGUUGGGAACUAUUCCACGCGCAUCAACUUAGAACUGCACUCGCCGCCUGCGACUUGCCUACACGCAUGGGAGGCAAACGAAUCAGCGUGUCUCGAGUCCACGCAUUACUGUCCCGCGAGCUGGCAGCUCUGAACGCUACCGCGCCACAACGGAAUCUGGUCGCACAAGAAAUACAAAAGGUUUUAGAUUACGUUACUGAAGUAAACAGACAGCGAAACCUAGCGGCGACACUUACACACUACUACGACUCCUGGCGGCAAUUGACCGAAAUAUUAUUCUGUGUCGCACCACCAGAUAUUCUUAAUCUCGAAUCCAGGAAAAACCUUCUUCUCAAUAUUUUACAAGACCUAUUAAACAAGAUACCACCAGCUGAAGUACUCCCGCAGUUAGGGAACCUCGCCUCCGGCACAGUAUUGUUACUUCUAGUCAACCUACGACAUUGUUACAUAAUGCAGAAAAGGGAGACCAACUUAGACGCGUCCGAGUUCGAAGCGUCAUUCUUUGGUCCUUCGAGUCAAAUCAUGCAAACGAAGUCGUUGACACUUAAGUUUAUACUGCACAAGAUAUUGAGCUGGAUCCUAGUCUCUGGAGCGUCCACACAGAAGAUGCGAGUGAAUCUCUACGGGGCGUUAUUGAACUAUCUAAAUAUUGUCAAUUUGAAAACCAGCGCUGCGGACCCGGAGGAAGAUGCGAAUUCGACUUACGUCAGUAGAUUGGAUAGUUCGAAAGCGAGGCCCACUAAAGAAGAAUCGGCUUUGAAGUCAAUGGUGAUAGAUGUGAUCAGUGGUUUCGGCGAGAACUUGUGUUCGAUUGUGUGUAGUGAUUGUAUUGGGGGCGGGCACGACGUUUGCCGCAUGGUGGCGCUGGCGUGCUUGGAUUCCCUUCUAGAGAUACAUCCGCGAACUGAUUGGAUAAACACGCUCACGAAUCAAGGCUAUCUGAGAAGUCUCAUCGACAGUCUAAUGCAAGACGACGAGGGAUUGAAAGAGGCGUUAGAACCAAAUCCGAAGUCGCUUCGUGUACUAUACGUGUAUGAGUCAAAAAUGGCGUUGCUCAUGAAGUUAGCCGGGAAUCGCGCCGGAGCGGAAACAUUACUGUCACAGGGGGCGCUAUCUUCACUCGCCAACAUGCGCGUGUUUUCCUGCCAUCCGGAUAUUCACGCUGCCAACGACCACGGACAAGAUACGCAGUUCCUACCACCAGUCACCGAUAGGUUCCGUCAGAUCCUAGUCCCAGCGUUGGCGCUGUGCGAUGCGCUACUAACCGCGUUAGGAACAGGCAACCACAGUUGUGUGCUACAUGUGACUCAUUUGCUGCUCAGCCAUGCCGAUGUGUUGGAUAUGGUGCUUAGGGCGGCCCACCCGAACUCUCCGCAAGAGCUGCUCAUCGAGACGGAAGCAUUAACAUCGGUGAUAGCGCGCGCGUCCGACGCCUCGGUGUUCGGCGCCGUGAGCGCUGACACAGCGCUGCAGCACAGCGGCGCAGCGCUGCAGCGGCUGCAUGCACUCAUGUUGGCGCUGCUGCCGCGGUUUGCUGCCCCGCCACACGCUGCUGCGCCCGACCACGCGGAUACCGACCACGCGCUCUACUACAAGGUGACACUAGCGCGCUCACGAUGUGAUAGCGCGCGCGUCCGACGCCUCGAGCGCUGACACAGCGCUUUAGCACAGACACAGCGCUUUAGCACAGCGGCGCAGCGCUGCAGCGGCUGCAUGCACUCAUGUUGGCGCUGCUGCCGCGGUUUGCUGCCCCGCCACACGCUGCUGCGCCCGACCACGCGGAUACCGACCACGCGCUCUACUACAAGAUCGUAUGCAAUCUCCUCACGUUCGCUCGCAACAUGGUCGAGCACGACGGCACGCGCGCUCUAUUCCGACCCUCGUUGAACGGGGCCGGCGCCAGGGUCGGAGCCGGGGCAGGGGCCGGCGCAGGGGCGGGCGAAGGGGGCCCGCAUGUGGGGUCCCUGCUGCAGCUGCUGCAGAACACGCUGCAGCGCACCCAGCACCUGGACAAGUUGUUGGCCACGCAGCAGCAUCAGUUGCACGGCGUGCCUUCUAUGACGCUUUCUGACAUCAAAAAGUUGUUAGGCGAUGACAGCGAACUGGUAUCGCCUGCGGAAGGUCGCGCCCGAGCGAUAUGCUUGCUGAGGGGGCGCGUACAGUCGCGGCGUCGCGAGCUGGAGCGCGCGCGGUGCGCACUCGACGCAGCACUGUACCUCCUGUGGGCCAACUUACGCGUGCAUCUGCGACUCACUGCGGUAGCCACGCCUUCUGCCAAGGACGACUCGCAUGAUAUGUCCCUAACGACGGGCGGCGCUUGGCGCGGCGCGGGAGGCGACGAGCUGCCGGAGCUGCGUAAAGGGCUCAUUACCGCCCUCAGCGAUCGCUUCACCGACGAGCUGCUCGACACCACCAAGAACCAGCCAGCGCCACAGCGUGGCUUCCUAGAAGUGCUCCUGAAAGACAUCAAGAUAAUGGUCCAGUUCUCGCCGCUGUGACAUGUGUUUCCGUCUGCCAUUCAAUCCUGUUGUUAAUCAUAUGAUCCAUUUGUAUUAAAUAAGUAUUUUUGUAAAGCUGUCA
This is a messenger RNA of Chilo suppressalis (striped riceborer), 6236 nucleotides long. The record is from the annotation of a GenBank genome assembly. Lineage: Eukaryota; Metazoa; Arthropoda; Insecta; Lepidoptera; Crambidae.